Messenger RNA from Ricinus communis (castor bean), 1180 nucleotides. RefSeq names its product protein YABBY 4. The coding region runs from base 234 to 869 and encodes 211 amino acids. The record is from RefSeq and is a predicted model, not a curated record. Gene Ontology annotation, biological process: regulation of leaf development; abaxial cell fate specification; regulation of shoot apical meristem development. Lineage: Eukaryota; Viridiplantae; Streptophyta; Magnoliopsida; Malpighiales; Euphorbiaceae. Gene Ontology annotation, cellular component: nucleus. The transcript is spliced from 7 exons.
UUUCUCUUUAUUCUACUUGAGCUGCUGCCUCUCUCAUAUUAUAUCUAGGAGACCAUAGAGAUCACCUUUCUUUCACAACUCUCUUCACACACCCACAAAGAAAAGGCAGAUCCAAGGUGGUGGUGGUUAAGCUGUCAAUCUUAUCAAUCAAUCAUAUAUCAAUCAAUCAAGAAAGCCCCAAUCAUCAAAUCAAUUUUUAAAAGAGUUUGAAAAAGGGUAUCUAAAAAUACAUCAUGUCCUCCUCUUCUACACUCUCUUUGGACCACCUUCCUACCUCCGAGCAGCUCUGUUAUGUCCAUUGCAACAUCUGCGACACUGUUCUCGCGGUUAGUGUUCCUUGCACAAGUUUAUUCAAGACUGUUACUGUUCGAUGCGGUCACUGCACCAAUCUCCUCCCUGUCAACAUGCGUGGUUUGAUUUUGCCAUCUGCUAAUCAGUUUCAUUUGGGACACAGUUUUUUCUCUCCUCAUCACAAUAUUUUGGAUGAGAUCCCAAACCCAUCUCCAAACUUCUUGAUCAAUCAAACUAAUGUCAAUGAUUUUAGCAUUCCAACUCGAGGAAUGACUGAUGAGCUUCCAAGGCCACCAGUUAUCAACAGACCUCCGGAGAAGAGACAGAGAGUCCCCUCAGCGUACAAUCGCUUCAUCAAGGACGAGAUCCAACGCAUCAAGGCUGGAAAUCCUGAUAUAAGCCACAGAGAAGCCUUUAGUGCAGCUGCUAAGAAUUGGGCCCACUUUCCCCACAUUCACUUUGGUCUCAUGCCAGAUCAGACUGUCAAGAAGACUAACGUGCGCCAGGAAGGAGAAGAUGUUAUGAUGAAGGAUGGGUUCUUUGCUUCAGCUAAUGUUGGUGUCACCACUCCAUACUAAUGAAUUAUAGGAAGUGGAGAUGAUGUUAGUUUUCUUUGUUCUUCAUUAGUUAGUCUUAUCUUGAUCUAGCUCCAAAAGAAAAACUUCAAAAGGAGAAAAAGAAAAAAAGAAGAAAGAAACUCUCUGUGUCUGUAAUUCUGCCUGCAACUAGCUAGUAGUGGCAAAAGAUGUCAAGUUCUUACAACUCUAAUCACUUCAUAACCCGCAUCUACUACUAAUGUCCUUCUAUGUGGAAACUUUAUCUACAAUGUACGUACUUCUAGAUAUUAAUUUCAUCUCCAUAAUAUAUAAAUCAACCAGUUCUAUCUACA